This is a messenger RNA of Sorex araneus (European shrew), 1116 nucleotides long. It is a transcript of the gene PTGDR2, whose product is annotated as prostaglandin D2 receptor 2. Gene Ontology annotation, biological process: complement receptor mediated signaling pathway; phospholipase C-activating G protein-coupled receptor signaling pathway; positive regulation of cytosolic calcium ion concentration. The coding region runs from base 1 to 1116 and encodes 371 amino acids. Gene Ontology annotation, molecular function: complement receptor activity; G protein-coupled receptor activity. Gene Ontology annotation, cellular component: plasma membrane. NCBI's taxonomy places the organism in Eukaryota, Metazoa, Chordata, Mammalia, Eulipotyphla, Soricidae. The transcript is spliced from 2 exons. The record is from RefSeq and is a predicted model, not a curated record.
AUGGCGACCAACCUCACGCAGAAGCCGCUGUGCCCGCUUCUGGAGGAGAUGAGCCAGACGCAGAGCCACCGGAACGCCAGCCUCCGCUACAUGGACUACGCCGCGGUGCUGCUGCACGGGCUGGUGGGGCUGGUGGGGCUGACGGAGAAUGGCCUCAUCCUCUUCGUGGUGGGCUGCCGCAUGCGCCAGACCGUGGUCACCACGUGGGUGCUGCACCUGGCGCUGUCCGACCUGCUGGCCACCGCCUCCCUGCCCUUCUUCACCUACUUCCUGGCCGUGGGGCACUCGUGGAAGCUGGGCACCACCUUCUGCAAGCUGCACUCGUCCGUCUUCUUCCUCAACAUGUUCGCCAGCGGCUUCCUGCUCAGCGCCAUCAGCCUGGACCGCUGCCUGCAGGUGCUGCGGCCCGUGUGGGCGCAGAACCGCCGCACGGUGCCCGCGGCGCACCGCCUGUGCCUGGUGCUCUGGGCGCUGGCCGCGCUCAACACGGCGCCCUACUUCGUGUUCCGCGACACCAUCCCGCGCCGCGACGGCCGCAUCAUGUGCUACUACAACGUGCUGCAGCUGCACCCGGGGCCGGACCGCGACGCGGUGUGCCACGCGCGCCAGCUGGCCCUGGCCGUCAGCAAGUGCCUGCUGGCCUUCGUGCUGCCGCUGGCCGUCAUCGCCUCCAGCCACGUGGCCGUGAGCCUGCGGCUGCGCCACCGCGGGCCCCGGCGGCGCUCGGGCCGCUUCGUGCGCCUGGUGGCCGCCGUGGUGACGGCCUUCGCGCUCUGCUGGGGCCCCUACCACGUCUUCAGCCUGCUGGAGGCGCGCGCGCACGCCCACGCGGCGCUGCGGCCGAUCGUGGGCCGCGGGCUGCCCUUCGUCACCAGCCUGGCCUUCCUCAACAGCGUGCUCAACCCGCUGCUCUACGUCUUCACCUGCCCCGACGUGCUGCACAAGCUGCGGCGCUCGCUGCGCAGCGUGCUGGAGACGGUGCUGGUGGACGACAGCGAGCUGGGGGGUCUCGGGAGCGGCCGCCGGCGCCGCGCCUCCUCCUCGGCCAGCGGCCCGGCCUCCCACGUCGCCACCGCGGCCGCCGCCGCCGCCUGGAAGCUUGACCUCUUCGUUUAA